AGUUCAUCCGGGACUUUUCUCAGAGACUCUCGUGCGCAGGCGCAGCGCUUCCGGUGUUUCGACCUCUGCUGUUGACCGUCCUCGGCUGCUGCAAUCUUAAAAGGGUUAAAAAACAAUAUAUUCCCUCAGAUUCCACCAUGUACGCCUGUGCGAAAUUUGUCUCCACACCUGCCCUGGUCCGCUCUGGAUCCCGGGCUUUGUACAGCCCCAUGUCUGCUGCUGUGCUGUCUAGGCCAGAGCUCAAAACAGAGACUUCUGCUGCACUGCUGCCUCAGUCUCCCCUCACCCAGGUGUGUCUGCGAGGCUUCCAGACCAGCGCGGUGAGCCGUGACAUCGACACUGCCGCCAAGUUCAUUGGAGCUGGAGCUGCCACCGUCGGAGUGGCUGGAUCUGGUGCUGGAAUUGGAACUGUUUUUGGCAGUCUGAUCAUUGGAUAUGCCAGGAACCCAUCUCUGAAGCAGCAGCUCUUCUCUUAUGCUAUUCUGGGAUUUGCUUUGUCUGAAGCCAUGGGUCUCUUCUGUUUGAUGGUUGCUUUCCUCAUCCUGUUUGCCAUGUAAAAACUCACUGCAAGUGGCAACCUACGCUGUAAUCACUUGUGAAUUCACAGUCGCUACCAAAAGUGUCUGCUCUUAAUUGUCCAUGUAGAAAGAAAUGCUCAUUUUCAGUGGCCACUCUGUCAAAAGAAUAAUGUAUUAUAAACUUGUAAGCAAUUACAAAAUUAAAAUGUGUAUUUGAACUGUUUAAAGGACAACUGUAAUUUUUGUAUUUUGGGAAGCCUGUUUAUCCUCCCCCUCCUCUUUGAAAAGCAAUGGUGCUAACUAAAAUAUCAAUGUUGAGGAUUCACAGAAAAAUCUUGGUCGUCUGAUAGCACUUUCUGUACAUCACAGCUGGAGAUGUGUACUUGUUUUGGGUCCACUCAUUCCCAGGGGUGGCUGGAGAAAGGGAUGUAGGAUGCAGCUGGUUAAAAGCCAGUAAACAUUUGCUUUUGUAAAUUGCGUUAAAUAAAUAUAUACUUGUUUA
Neoarius graeffei (lesser salmon catfish) is the source of this 1020-nucleotide messenger RNA. It is a transcript of the gene atp5mc3a, whose product is annotated as ATP synthase membrane subunit c locus 3a. The record is from RefSeq and is a predicted model, not a curated record. Gene Ontology annotation, biological process: proton transmembrane transport; proton motive force-driven ATP synthesis. The coding region runs from base 138 to 557 and encodes 139 amino acids. Gene Ontology annotation, molecular function: proton transmembrane transporter activity. The transcript has 5 exons. NCBI's taxonomy places the organism in Eukaryota, Metazoa, Chordata, Actinopteri, Siluriformes, Ariidae.